This is a messenger RNA of Botrytis cinerea B05.10, 771 nucleotides long. RefSeq lists its product as hypothetical. NCBI's taxonomy places the organism in Eukaryota, Fungi, Ascomycota, Leotiomycetes, Helotiales, Sclerotiniaceae. The transcript has a single exon. The coding region runs from base 38 to 706 and encodes 222 amino acids. The record is from RefSeq and is a predicted model, not a curated record.
GACAUAUUAAAAUUCUUCUUACAUACAGCAGUACACUAUGGCCGAUAGACUCCGAGGCAACGCCAGUUCAUUCAAGUCGCCAAAUCCAGGUAUCGAUGCAGGCUCUCUCCUAGGCUCCCAACGCUCAUGGAACGACAUCGAGAAUGAGACAUUUGCAAACAAGCGAAGAAAGGAAGCGAACAAGCCGCCCGCCCAUAAGGCCAAGGAAAUGAUAGAAAGAGAAAGACAAGCUGCCAGACACGCUGGACGAAUGCAGAAUCGUGUCGCUAUUGAAAGGGAGAGAAGAACAUCAUGGAAUACCGAGCGAAAGGCGACAGACGAAGCCGCAGAGAGGCUACUUAAUUUUAUCAAAGCUCAACAGCAGCAAGCCCGACAUUCCCACAAGUGGGGAAAUAAGAUUACAUCUAAACUUCAUUCGAAAGCGACACAAGAGAGAAACGAAGCAGACGCGGAACAGGAGAUGUUAGUUCUAGAGAGAAACUUUGAGGUAGCUAGAAAGGCGGAAGAACAGCGUUGGCUGCAGGAACUAGGAGAAAAUAGCAAUACAAGAAAUGCCAAGAUACAUGUUGAGAGAUGUAUGACAUCACAAAGUCUCCUAGAUCGAGGAGGCUCUUGUUGCGAGGACUGUCAGUAUGAUUCUACACUUUCUUACAUGGCGGAAGAACAAGCGCAACGUAGCCUUAGGGCUGUUUAUGAUGGAAAUUAGAGAGAUGGGUGUGUUCAUCGAGAUUUCUGUAGGCUGGACCUAUGGGAAUUCUGAAUAUGGCUGUA